This is a messenger RNA of Tigriopus californicus, 2179 nucleotides long. RefSeq names its product mitochondrial potassium channel ATP-binding subunit-like. Gene Ontology annotation, biological process: transmembrane transport. The coding region runs from base 50 to 2098 and encodes 682 amino acids. Gene Ontology annotation, molecular function: ATP hydrolysis activity; ATP binding; ABC-type transporter activity. The record is from RefSeq and is a predicted model, not a curated record. Gene Ontology annotation, cellular component: membrane. NCBI's taxonomy places the organism in Eukaryota, Metazoa, Arthropoda, Copepoda, Harpacticoida, Harpacticidae. The transcript has 4 exons.
AUCUCUGUGUAUUGUCAUUCGGUCACCACUUAGGACUAGACUCAUUGCCAUGUCCCUCAUACUCCGCCUAACCUGUCCCAUCCGGGUAAGUGGUCUACGGAACUGGUUUCCUCGAAGCUUCCCCCAGCUUCGACCGUCCGUGCCCACCAGCCCAGCCGCUCGAUGGGGCACCACCUUCGGUCUCUUAGGGCUCAUGCCCGUGUCGCGUGCAAUCUCUCCGUCCCCUGCUCCAGGGUCUCCCGAGAAGAAUCGAUUAAUCGGGUCCAACCCCGAGCUUCGGAUGGGCCCUAAUGACACGCGAUUCCCGUGGCGACAAUUCCUCCGGAUGCUAUGGCCGCAUCUCAAGUAUCUGUUAGCCGCCAUUGGUAGUGCGCUCGCCGUGGCUUACCUCAAUAUUCAGAUACCGCAACAAUUGGGUCAAGUGGUGAAUGUGGUCUCGUCGUUGUUCAAUCCAGUCAACGGCGAGGCUGGCAGUCAAGUUCGACGCUUCAUGGAUCAAAUUCGGGAGCCGUGCGGCCGCAUCAUUCAGUUGUACGUAGGUCAAGCCCUCAUGACCUGGGGGUAUAUCUAUAGUUUGUCAUGUUUAGGCGAACGAGUUGCGGCGGAUCUGCGGCAGCGGCUCUUUGCCUCGAUUAUCGCCCAGGACAUUGCCUUCUUUGACGAGAACAAAAGUGGCGAGAUUGUUUCACGGCUGACCACGGAUGUACAAGACUUCAAAUCCGCAUUUAAGCUGUGCAUCUCUCAAGGUUUAAGAAGUACGGCUCAAACUGUGGGUUGUGUAGUGGCAUUAUACUCCAUAUCCCCACCUAUGACGGGCUUGAUGCUGGCCGUGGUGCCCGUGGUCAUUGGGAUUGGCACGGCACUAGGAUCGGUUCUGCGAAGGAUGUCCAAGGCCGCACAAGCUCAGGUGGCUAAGGCCACGGCCGUGGGUGAGGAGUGUAUCUCGAAUAUGCGCACGGUUCGAGCCUUUGCCAUGGAAGAUCAAGAACGGGUCAUGUUCAAUGAAGAAGUGGCGCAGGCCCGACGACUCAAUGAGCGAUUGGGCCUGGGAAUCGGGAUUUUCCAAGGAGGAGCCAACCUUUUUCUUAACGGUAUCGUACUCACCACGUUGUACUAUGGUGGGUACCUCUUGUCAACGCAACAAUUGACGGCGGGUGAUUUGAUGAGCUUCCUGGUCGCUACUCAGACCAUCCAACGGUCCUUGGGUCAAAUGUCUUUGCUCUUUGGGCAAAUGGUCAAAGGACUCUCUGCGGGUACGCGAGUAUUUGAAUACGUCAAUUUAGAGCCCACCAUUCGGCUCACAGGUGGACAAGAGAUCCCCUAUUUUAGUCUCAUCGGGGAUAUCGAGUUCCGGGAUGUGGGCUUUCAAUAUCCCACCCGGCCUACCCAACGAGUCUUAGAUCAAUUCUCGUUGCGGAUUCCCGGUGGGAAAAUGGUGGCCUUGGUGGGCUCGAGUGGGGGCGGAAAGUCGACUGUAGCCGCUCUUUUGGAACGGUUCUAUGAUUGUAACGAGGGUGUCAUAACGGUCGAUGGAGUCGAUAUUCGGAAGCUUAAUCCCAAGUGGCUUCGUGGGCGUGCCAUUGGUUAUAUCAACCAAGAACCCGUUCUCUUCGCCACAUCAGUCUUGGAAAAUAUCCGAUAUGGGCGGCCUUCGGCUACCGAUUUUGAGGUGAUGGAAGCUGCGAGAGCGGCCAAUGCCCACAACUUUAUUCAAGGCUUUCCAGACCAAUACGACACUGUCCUUGGUGAACGAGGUGUGACCGUGAGUGGCGGUCAAAAGCAAAGGAUCGCCAUCGCACGAGCCUUACUCAAAAACCCAACCAUUCUCGUGUUGGACGAGGCCACGAGUGCUUUGGAUGCUGAAUCCGAAAAGGUCGUUCAGGAGGCCAUUGACCAAGUGGCUCAAGGUCGAACUGUUCUAGUGAUUGCUCAUCGAUUGAGCACAAUUCAAAAGGCUGACGCUAUUGCUGUGGUUGAUCAAGGUCGGAUCGUGGAACUCGGCACCCACGACUCGCUCAAAAAAGCUGGAGGUAUCUACGCCAAGUUAAUUCGGCAGCAAGAGCAGAGUCCUACGCCAAGCCCGAGAAACAUGGCAUAGUAUGGCAUGAGAGAAUAAUAAGAGACCAAACCGAUAGAGAUUAAGUUUGAUUUUGGUUAAAAUAAAUAUAUUCAAAUUGAA